GCGAGCUUGUGGUGGCCCCACAUGUCUGGUGCGGUUUUACGCCUCACGCCAUCACCAAAGGUCCAUGCCACGUGGGAGGCGCACAAGAUUUCCACGCGCGCCGGGAGAUGAUUUUCUUCGCGAUUUUCUCCUAUUUCCACGGCAGUGCAAACGCUAGAGCCGCUGUUAUUAGAGCCUAGUCUCGGCAGCAAGGUGAAAUAGUGAGAGUUGGGUUGGGUUGCAGAUGCACCGCACCGCUCCGACGACGACGGGGUGUCCCACCCAACUGGUUCCUAACUCGGUCGGUCGCCGCGAAGAAAUGGUGCGGGUCAACCGGUCACCGGUUAAUAAUUUAGCAUUGGGGCAGAUUACAGUUGGCUCUGCACGAGUGCAUUACUAGUUUUGUUGUUAGGCCAAGGCCUACCAAGUUCAGGACCGUUCUAGCUUAUAAAUAGGACCACAUCCGGGACGGGAUGGCCAGUUCAGUGGAAAAUCAGGCGCGCGGUUGUGGUCUAUUUGUAGCCUUGCACAGGAAGAAAAGUCAAUAUUACGUAAAAUGGUAUUGAUCCGUUGGUCAAUAGUGCCAGUGCUGUUUGUCUUCGGGCGUAAUUUGUUUGUCCACGCCGAAACGGACACACGCCCACCUUCCGGAGUGGACAAGAUCGUCGGCGGUGUGGAGGCCACCCGGCACGAGUUUCCGUACCAGAUAUCGCUCCAGUGGAACUUUGGCCGUAACUCGUCCCGGGCGCCGGUACACUUUUGCGGCGGAUCGCUGCUGAAUCGAAACUGGGUCAUUUCGGCCGCUCAUUGUCGGAUCCGGUUCACCCGCGGCGGUUGGAUUGAUGCCGUAGCUGGGGAUCACGACACGACCAAGACCGAGGGCGGCGAGCAGAGACGGAGGGCGGUCAAGUUUGUGAUCCAUAAGGAUUACUGCGGGGGCGUUUGUCCUUACGAUAUUGGGUUGAUUCAGGUGGAGAGGUCGUACAAGUUUAACGAUAAAAUCGCUCCGAUCGCGCUGCCAAAGCAGUAUGAGAAGUUCUCCGGGGAUUGCGUGGCCUCCGGGUGGGGGUCAACGUCGACGACGAACAGGCCGAUGUAUCCGGAGAAGUUGAGGAAAGCGGUUCUACCGAUCGUAGACUUCAAAACGUGUUACAGAUUCUGGUUCCAGGAGGGCAAUCCGGACGCGCUGUCCAAUACGUGUGCUGGGCCGGAAGACGGGUCACGUAGUGUCUGCUCUGGUGAUUCUGGGGGUCCACUGGCCAAGUUUGACGAGGAUGGGAGCCAUCCGGUACUCGUUGGAGUUGCCUCCUGGGGAGCGGUACCCUGCGGGAUGGAGGAGAAACCGGCGGUGUUCACGACCGUGUCCAGCUUUAUUGAUUGGAUCAAGGAGAAUAUGAGAUAGGAUUGUGAGGUUUGAAA
Molecule: messenger RNA, 1398 nt
Organism: Culex pipiens pallens (northern house mosquito)
Lineage: Eukaryota; Metazoa; Arthropoda; Insecta; Diptera; Culicidae
Product: trypsin-1-like
Exons: 4
Coding region: 536-1381 (281 amino acids)
Biological process (GO): proteolysis
Molecular function (GO): serine-type endopeptidase activity
Source: RefSeq, a predicted model, not a curated record